CUGAAGCAGCAGUUUACUCGGGUGUCACCCAGGGUGCCAGGAGGAUCAAGAAUUUUGCGAGUGGAAUUUUUCUUUAUACCUACUUUGCACUUCACAGCACUCAGUCUAACUUCCUUUCCCUCUCUUUUUUUGUAAAUAACUGGACAAAAAGAUCUCAGGUGGAUUAUCAGAGUGCUUCUGGAAGAACUAUCAAACUUGCAAGGUCAUCCAUCCUGAUUAAGACAACAUGAAAGAAUACACACUCCUCCUCUUCUUGGCAUUGUGCUCUGCUAAACCUCUCAUUGGUCCUUCAUAUUUUACACUAAAGAAUAUGAUGCUCCAAGAUAUGGAAGAAGAAGAUGAAGAUGAUGACGAUGACAACUCUCUGUUUCCAACCACUGAACCAAUUAUUCCUCUAAUCCCUUUUGAUCUAUUCCCAACGUGCCCCUUCGGAUGCCAGUGUUAUGUGAGAGUUGUCCACUGUUCUGAUCUAGGUUUGACAUCCAUACCUCGCAACAUUCCACCAGAUACUCGCAUGAUUGACCUUCAGAACAACAAAAUAAGAGAGGUCAAGGAAAACGAUCUCCAAGGACUCACAACACUUUAUGCACUUGCUUUGAACAACAAUAAGAUAACCAAGAUCCACCCAAAAGCCUUUCAGCCUACCAAGAAGCUGCGACGACUGUAUUUAUCUCAUAACCAGCUAACUGAGAUCCCAACAAACCUACCAAAAACUUUAGCAGAGCUCAGAAUUCAUGCUAAUAAGGUUAAGAAAAUCCCCAAGGAUGCAUUUAAAGGAAUGAAGUCUUUACACGUUCUGGAAAUGAGUGCAAAUCCUCUCAACAAUGAUGGAAUAGAGCCAGGUGCUUUUGAAGGAGUAAAUAUCUACCACAUAAGAAUUGCAGAAGCUAAAUUAACUUCAAUUCCUAAAGAUUUACCCUCCACUCUACUGGAGCUUCACUUAGAUGACAACAAGAUCACAGCAGUCGAACUUGAAGACUUUAACCGGUAUAAAGAUCUUCAAAGGCUUGGUCUUGGGAACAAUAAAAUCAAAGAUGUGGAAAAUGGAAGUUUUGCCAACAUACCAAGUAUACGAGAAAUCCAUCUUGAAAAAAAUAAGCUCAAGAAAGUUCCUCCUGGAUUACCUGAUCUGAAAUACCUGCAGGUGGUCUUCCUUCAUUCGAAUCACAUUGCAAAACUGGGAGUGAACGAUUUUUGUCCAACGGGAAGAAGAAAGAAGAAAGCGUUGUACAGCGGGAUAAGCCUCUUCAAUAACCCUGUGAAGUACUGGGAGGUGCAGCCUUCAACCUUCCGCUGCAUCUUAGCCAGGAACAGCGUGCAGCUUGGAAAUUUCCUCGAGUGAAACCAAAGUCGGGGGUUACAAAAGCAACCCGUCCAAACCAUUUCUACACUACUUGAAAUUUCCUGAAGAUGCCAAUUUUACAGCAUUUAACCAGUUUAUGAAGUAAUUACUAUUUCAGACAAAAUUGAUUAGCAAUGAUAUUGCAGCAGGCGCCAUUGCCUUAUUUGACAAUGUUCAAGCCACAUUUGAAUAAUUUAAGCAGCAAUAUUUAUAUCUCAUGGAAGGACUCUUGGAAUUGAAACUGGAAACUGCACUUGGUGUUUCCUGUAAUAGGUGUUGAAUUCUUUAAUCGCAUAUUUUGCCAUAUUCUUUUUUCAAAAUAAAUUCUAAAACUAAA
Molecule: messenger RNA, 1679 nt
Organism: Meleagris gallopavo (turkey)
Lineage: Eukaryota; Metazoa; Chordata; Aves; Galliformes; Phasianidae
Gene: ASPN
Product: asporin
Molecular function (GO): protein binding
Source: RefSeq, a predicted model, not a curated record